Sphaerodactylus townsendi is the source of this 1077-nucleotide messenger RNA. RefSeq names its product RAN guanine nucleotide release factor (gene RANGRF). The coding region runs from base 114 to 686 and encodes 190 amino acids. Gene Ontology annotation, molecular function: sodium channel regulator activity; small GTPase binding; guanyl-nucleotide exchange factor activity. Lineage: Eukaryota; Metazoa; Chordata; Lepidosauria; Squamata; Sphaerodactylidae. Gene Ontology annotation, biological process: regulation of sodium ion transmembrane transporter activity; heart contraction; regulation of membrane depolarization. Gene Ontology annotation, cellular component: nucleus. The transcript is spliced from 6 exons. The record is from RefSeq and is a predicted model, not a curated record.
CUCGUCGCUCUGCUUUCUGAUUGGCCGGUUUCCCUACUGACUCGGCGGGCUAAGGGAAGUGGUUGCGUCUCGCCUUUAAAGGGGAAGCGGCGGCAGAAGCGCAGGUAGGGGCGAUGGACCACGUGGCAGGACGAGAGCAACAGCCCCUCUUUGGGGGGGCCUUUUCUGCCUUCCUACCCCCUGGAAGCCUGGAUGUCAGUGAGUUCCGCCAAGUGCCCGACAACCAAGAAGUCUGCGUCCACCCCAGCACAGAUCAAAGCAUCAUUAUGGAGCUGCUGGAAUAUCAGGCAGGGGUGCCCGACGAGACGGCCGUCAGAUAUCACUUUGAGGAUGUGGUUGGUGCCUCUGGCGGCGCUGAGGUUUUGAGCCAGGAGUCGCUGGCGCCGCACGUCCUGGCUCUGGAAGGCUGCAGCAGCGCUUGGCACCUGACCGCAUGCCAGCUGGUCGCCAAAUUCGACGAAGAGGCCAAAAACGAGGUGAGAAUGCAUCUCACGUUGCUUCGCCUGCCCCAGCACGGAACAGACGUCCUCUUGACCUUCAAUGACCCCACCCGGAUUCAUCCCCUAAGCAGUAGCGCCGCUCGAGGAACCGAAGUCCCGGCUCCUUCCCUGCCUCCGUGGACGGUAGAGGAUUUCCACACCUUCGUACGCAGCCUGCGGCUUCUCGACCCCGGCAUUUUUGGCUAGCCUACCUAUAGAACUGGACACCUGAAAUCCAGCCUCAUCUCUUUUCCGUCAUCCACGCAGCGCCGUCCACCGGGACUCUUUGACGGUUACCUGCCUGGGUCUGUUCAAUGCCAUAGCUUUGUCCAGAGGGAAAGCGAGUCAGGAAACCAGCGCCGUACAGGGCGGUCUCACCGAAAAGUCAGUUUUGAGUUGCUGCUCUUAUCUCCACAAGAGGAUUUCAAGUCACUGCGCUAAGAAAAACGGACUUCUCCAGUUUCACCUAUAGAACUUCAACCUUGGGCCCCCCUUCUCCUCCAUCUAGGGUCCCCCACAGCCCCAACACACCAACUUCCUCAAGUAUUAGGCGGAAUGGCCCCUUGUGAUUGUUCCAUCCAAUAAAAAAGUCAGUCCU